Symbiodinium natans is the source of this 786-nucleotide messenger RNA. Lineage: Eukaryota; Dinophyceae; Suessiales; Symbiodiniaceae. The record is from the annotation of a GenBank genome assembly.
AUGUCAUGGGCAGCUGCAAAGAUGGACGCGUGGAUGCCGUGGAUGUUGCUGAUGACGGAGGCAAAGCGCCUUUCCUUCGACAAGUCGGCCGUGAAAUUGGAUGACAAGCUCGUGGUUCAGUGGCAGCAGUUGGCCAUGGCCUCUGUUCGCUUGCAUGCUGAUGGCCAGUCUUUGGACGUUGUCUUUGCAUCAGCGGACCAUGGCCUGUUUGAUUUUGCAGAGGUUGCCAUGCAAAUGGACGCUUCGUCAGCCGGUCUGGUGCAGGCCAUCCAUGCUGCUCGCGUGCCGGUGAGAAGCAUCUCCCGGAGCGUUCUGACAUGGCCCCUCCGUGUGCUGCACCCACGCUUGACCUUCAAAGAGGUCUACUGGCUCCACGAAACACUGUCCAAUGCCUUAGAGGUUCUUUUUGGGCUGACAUUUUUCCUCACAUUGCACAGCCGCCUGAGCUCCUCUGCCUCCGGGGUGCUAUCAUCUCUGGCAAAGUUGUGGGAAGAUGCCCAGAAGAUCUUCGCAGGAGGAGACCUGUCCGAAUGGCCCCUGCUCGCACACUGGUAUCGGGUGCUUGCAAGCUACGGCGGGGGCUUCUUAAUUCCAUUCACGAUACCGCUGCACCUUUGCCUACUGCUGUUGGACUUCCACUCGGACUUUCUCAUCCUGACCAUGUUCUUGCCUCACGUUUUCCUUCUGUGGCAUUCAGUGAGUAGUCUGAUUAUUUCGGUACAGAAAGCCAUAGCCAUCCUCCUGAACCUGACAGGGGGCCGAGCAAAGGGCUCCAAGAAGGAUUGA